AUGAGGGAAAUCGAGAAUUCGGCGAACGAUUGGCCUUCGUAUUAUUUGCCUCAUCAUUGUGUCGUGCGUCCCGAGAGUGUCACGACAAAAUUACGAGUCGUGUUUGACGCAUCGUGCUCAACAGAUUCCGGUGUAUCUCUGAACGAUGCGUUGAUGGUGGGACCGCUCGUACAGGAUGAUCUUCUGACUAUGAUUUUAAGAUUCCGGGUGCCACAGUUUGCUAUCGUGUCGGACAUCGAAAAGAUGUACAGACAAAUAUUAGUCUGCGAGUCUGACCAGCCUCUUCAACGGAUACUAUGGAGAGAUUCUCCAUCGCAAACCAUUCGAGAGUAUCAACUAUCAACAGUAACUUACGGUACUUCGUCAGCCCCCUAUCUCGCCACAAAAUGCCUUCAAAGGCUUUCUCGUGACAGCUUGGAAGUGUCUCCACUAGCAGCAGAAGCUAUAGGAAAGCAUUUUUACAUGGACGAUUUACUUACUGGAACCGAUAGUAUCGAGAAAGGGCAAAAACUUUGCCAGCAAUUGAUGAGCAUAACCCGUUCUGCAGGUUUCGAGCUUCGCAAGUGGGCCUCUAAUAAUUCUGCUGUACUUGAGCCAAUCCCGGUCCCAUUUAGAGAUCAACGUACAGUGUUGGAAUUGGAUUCUUCACAUUCGCCAAUCAAAACUCUUGGACUUCAGUGGGAUACGGCAGCAGAUAUGUUUUUGUUUGAGCCUCCUAAACAAAAUCAACAAUUUCCAAUCACCAAGCGCGUGGUGCUGUCUAAUAUAGCACGACUUUUCGAUCCACUGGGUCUCGUGGGACCGGUUACUGUUUUAGCUAAGCAGUUCAUGCAAGAUCUUUGGCGAGAUGGAAAGGAUUGGGAUGAUCAAUUGAACGAGUCACAAAAUCAACAAUGGAACGAGUUUAGUGAAGGUCUCCGAGAUUUAUCGUUUAUAAAAAUACCACGCUGGGUGGUAUCCACGUCAGCGGUAAUUGGUUUGGAACUACAUGGAUUCUGUGAUGCCUCCGAGAAGGCAUACGGAGCGUGCAUCUAUAUAAGGGCCGUAUCAUCGACAGGCAGCGUACAUCCCGAGGAGUAUGGGCUCAUGUACCAGGUGCCGAAAAUCCGGCAGACGUCAUAUCAAGAGGAAUGCAUGCUACUCAACUCGCUAACCUAA
Molecule: messenger RNA, 1158 nt
Organism: Sabethes cyaneus
Lineage: Eukaryota; Metazoa; Arthropoda; Insecta; Diptera; Culicidae
Exons: 2
Coding region: 1-1158 (385 amino acids)
Source: RefSeq, a predicted model, not a curated record